This is a messenger RNA of Bombina bombina (fire-bellied toad), 2273 nucleotides long. RefSeq names its product BTB domain containing 6 (gene BTBD6). The coding region runs from base 312 to 1907 and encodes 531 amino acids. Gene Ontology annotation, cellular component: cytosol. NCBI's taxonomy places the organism in Eukaryota, Metazoa, Chordata, Amphibia, Anura, Bombinatoridae. The record is from RefSeq and is a predicted model, not a curated record. The transcript is spliced from 4 exons. Gene Ontology annotation, biological process: neurogenesis. Gene Ontology annotation, molecular function: protein binding.
CAGCAGCGGCGGAAACGGCCGGAGCCAGAAGCGAUAGAGCACGGGGAGAGCAGCACGUACCGGGGUAUGACUUUCGUGCCCGGAGUACCCAUGCACCCGGAGUAUAACUCGUAUAGCUCAUGCCCAGGGAUGGUAAGGGCUCCGGAUACCCAGGGGGCUUCAUGCCCCUAGCAGCCUGAUCUACCCCAGGAGUUUUUAUUCCCAGGACCUGACUUUUUACCCCGGGGUUUAGCCCCCGCUGAUGCCCAGGAUGUGACUUUGUAUAUGGGAUGUGACUUUGCUGUCCCUGAGAUCUGAGUUGUGCCCUGCUAAUGCCACCAGACCCAGGCUGCCUCAAUGGCCGGAUCAUGAAGUGUUUGACUUUCUUUCUUCUGCUUCCAGAGACCCUAAAGAAGUCUAGAAAGAGUGCACGGACCAGCGGCAAGCUGCCACCAUGCUAUGAGAUUGUGCCCUUAGCCCUCAGGAAGAAGAUGGCUGCAGAGCUUUACCCAGUUAGUGCAAACACAAACAUCACUAACAGUAAUAACACUGCUGCAGCCAACGCCAAGAAGAACGCCCUCCAGCUCCAGCAGAGCACACCGCCAGCACCUGAACUGCACAACCUCAACAACAACCAUAUAGAGAGCCGAAACUGGCAGAGCUCCCACCCAACCCUGCGGGAGAGGAAUGCUCUGAUGUUUAACAACGAGCUAAUGGCUGACAUACAUUUUAUCGUUGGCCCAGCAGGGGCAUCUAAAAAAGUACCUGCACACAAGUAUAUUUUGGCAGUUGGAAGCUCUGUGUUCUAUGCAAUGUUUUAUGGUGAUCUCGCAGAGGUAAAAUCGGAAAUCCAUAUUCCAGAUGUGGAGCCUGCAGCAUUUCUGAUCCUUUUAAGGUAUUUGUACAGUGAUGAAAUAGAUUUGGAAGCAGACACUGUGCUUGCCACGUUGUACGCUGCCAAGAAAUACAUCGUACCAGCAUUGGCCAAAGCCUGUGUUAAUUUCCUGGAGACUAGUUUAGAAGCAAAGAAUGCCUGUGUUCUGCUUUCACAAAGCCGGCUUUUUGAAGAGCCAGACCUGACUUUACGUUGCUGGGAGGUCAUAGAUGCUCAAGCAGAACUAGCGCUGAAAUCUGAAGGCUUCUGUGAAAUAGACCUGCCAACUUUGGAGAUCAUUGUCACACGCGAGACUCUGAACACUAAAGAAGACGUUGUUUUUGAGGCAGUUUUGAACUGGGCAGAAGCUGAAUGUAAACGACAAGGGUUACCAGUUACACCCAUGAAUAAAAGGAACGUUUUGGGAAAGGCCCUAUAUUUGGUACGGAUUCCAACAAUGACACUGGAGGAAUUUGCCGAUGGGGCUGCCCAGUCUGACAUUCUAACCUUGGAGGAAACUCGCAGCAUAUUCCUGUGGUACACAGCUGCUAACAAACCCAAGUUAGAGUUCCCCCUUAUAAAAAGGAAAGGCCUUGCAUCCCAGCGAUGCCAUAGAUUUCAGUCCUCUGCCUACCGCAGUAACCAGUGGAGAUACAGAGGCCGCUGUGACAGCAUUCAGUUUGCAGUGGACAAAAGGAUAUUUAUAGCAGGACUAGGGUUAUAUGGCUCCAGCUGCGGUAAAGCAGAGUACAGUGUCAAAAUCGAACUGAAACGGCAGGGUACAGUUCUUGCCCAAAACAUAACUAAAUUUGUUUCAGAUGGCUCCAGUAACACAUUCUCGGUUUGGUUUGAGCACCCAGUACAAGUGGAGCAGGAUACGUUUUACACUGUAAGCGCCAUCCUGGAUGGUAAUGAACUAAGUUACUUUGGGCAGGAAGGCAUGACCGAAGUACAGUGUGGAAAAGUUACGUUCCAGUUUCAGUGCUCUUCAGACAGCACCAAUGGAACUGGAGUACAAGGAGGACAGAUUCCUGAACUCAUCUUUUACGCAUGACACAUUUCACAAAAAGCUCUCGACUUAUAAGCACACUGCCCCCUCCUUUCCCAGAAGGGCACUAUGGGAAGCCCCUUCACCACACUGAAUGAAUAUUGUUUUAUAUCAAACUGAACUUCAGUAUGGAAUGUAACAGACAGCUGUCAAACUCCGACUGAAGGAAUGCUUUUAGAAUUUAAUGUUAUUUUAUUUAUUUAUAAGCUGAAUUAAUUAUUAAAACUGCACUAUGCAGGGAUACGUGUCGGCACAAUGUGCAUUUAUUUUGUAUAUAGAUAACUUCCAUGCAAAACAGAAAACACAGCUUGCUCAGGAUCAAGCAGAAUAUAAAUAUGUGAAAAAUAUAAAACCUUUUUACUCCUACCCAAA